UGCCUACCAGAACUUUUUGAUAGACGUCGUUACUGUCAGUCACGUUUCUGACAUCAUGAGACUUUUCAAUUUUCGUAUUUUUGAAAAUAGUUUUUAACCUUUAUCAGCUGAAUAGAUUUUGAUAGGUAAUAAUAUUCAAAUUGGAAGUAUUCGGCAUCAUUUUCGUAAUGUUUAACCAUGAAUGACAACACUCCUUCUGUGAGCAUAAUCAUUCCCAUUCAUAAUGGUGAGAAUUGGAUGAAGCGCUGUUUUGAAGGAAUUCUUGAACAAACUGCUCUAAAUCAACUAACAAUAGAGAUAUGCAUAUGCAAUGACUCGAGUACCGAUGGCACCCUUCACAAGUUAAGUGAAUGGAAAGACAUUUUUAAGAGUAUGGGGAUCCCUCUGAAGAUAUUCAACAAUGUAUCUACAACCCCUGGAGGAGUUGGAUUUUCAAAAAAUAAGGCUAUCAGCAUAAGCAGGGGACAGUAUUUGUGUUUCCAAGAUAUUGACGAUGUUAUGCUUCCUGGCAGAAUAUUAAUGCAAUAUGAAAUGGCUCUAAAACACGGCAGCAGUGCAAUUAUUGGGUGUAAAUUUAAGCGCGAUCCUGAGAACUCUACCUCAAGGUAUACAAAAUGGGCUAAUUCUUUAUCGCCAAAACAACUGGAGUUACAAGUGUUUACAUCUCAUGGUCCUACAGUUAUCAUGCCUACAUGGUUCUGUGAACGCGAGGUGUAUAACAGAGUUGGCGGAUUUUUUGAAAGCAAAAAAGGGACGCCUGAAGAUUUAGUAUUUUUCUAUAAACAUUUGGAUUUGGGUGGAAAAAUUUUACGUGUGGAUGAAGUUUUACUGAUUUAUACAUACCAUCCCAAUCAGACAUCAUUUUCCAUACACGAGGAUACAAUAUGGAAUUUGAGGGUCGAACGAUUAGAAAGAGUAAUUUUAAGCAGCUGGACAAAAUUUACCAUUUGGAAUGCUGGAAAGCAAGGUAGAAAACUAUAUCAUUCUUUAUCAGAGGAAAAUAAAAGUAAAGUAAUAGCUCUGUGUGAUGUGGACAGAAACAAGAUCGGCCAGAAGUAUGUACCAUAUGACCCACUGGAAAGAAAGUCAGGGAAGGAGAUUGACAUACUACAUUUUAAAGAUGCCAACCCUCCAUUUGUGAUUUGUAUGAAACUGGAUCUCACUGAAGGGGUGUUUGAGAAUAAUCUACGCGAACUGAACUUGAAAGAGGGUAUUGAUUAUGUGAUGUUCAGCUAAAUGCUGAAAAUAACUUGGGAUGUAUAAAACAGGUGCAUUUUAUACUAAUUUAGAAUAAGCUAAAAAUAUUUUUGUAUAUAUUUAUUGAAUAACUAUAUGUACCAGUUAAUUUUGAAACUUGCUUUAUUCAAAGUACUUUAGUGCCCUUGAAAAUCAGGGAUUAUUGUAUUGGUAUGAGGAGCAAUUUUUCAUACUUCCUCGCAUUCCUAUGAUCCCGAUAGCAAAUUAACAUUAAUAAAACACUGCAUAGAAACGAUGUGUGGAUUUUAGUUAAACUGAAUGCAGAAAUGACGACUGGUGUUCCAGUACCAUCGAAAUUCAAGAGCAGAGUAAUUUUUCCAUGCCUCAUCGCAUUUCUGUGGUCUUGCUCGUCCUAUAGAUUCGACGCUUCUACAAUAGAAG
Acanthoscelides obtectus is the source of this 1638-nucleotide messenger RNA. The record is from the annotation of a GenBank genome assembly. Lineage: Eukaryota; Metazoa; Arthropoda; Insecta; Coleoptera; Chrysomelidae.